AUGGGCAAGAAACGCGUUGUGACGAGCCCUCGGCCGCCGAGCCGCGUCUUGGAAGUGCCAGGACUUCUCCCUCGAGCGCAGACCGCCGCGAAGGCCGCCGUCCAGGCCGCCACUCCGGCCCAGUCAUCGGAGUCCUUAAAGCGGCCGCCUGGAAAAAAGAAGAAAGGCAAGACAGGCUCAUCGGACUUGCCCUCUGGCAAGGUGCCUGAUGCUAGCGCUGGUGCGCCCAGCAACGAGGCAGCAGAGCCCACAAAAGUUGACUCUGAGGACGAGCGUCCGGCCCCACGUGUUUUGCAAAUUCCUGGAAAAGGGAAUCGUGGAUCAGAGAAGCGCCGCUUCAUGUCCGACAAGGUCUCUAGCAUCCGCUCAAAGCCACCAGCAGCAAAGCAGAAGGCACGCAAGGGCAAGAGCACCCCGGACCAGGAGGACUCAGCAGAAUUCAAGAAAGCCUUGAAAGAUGUCUUGAAUUUCGUGAUGCCACAGCUUGGAAAGUCCGAGCGAAUUCAAUAUGAAAAGGCAAAGAUCCGCGCUCUUGGUGGUACACCAGACAAGCCACAAUAUGAGCCGUAUGCCUCCCUGCAGCGGAGGAAGAAGGCUGAGGAGGCCGCACGACAGCGGAGGCUCGCGGAAGAGAAGUUACUCGGCGUUUCGCUGUCCGCCACGCAGCAACGCCGAGGAGCGUCUGCGGAUGGUGUUACAAAGCGAAAGAAGGAAGCACUCUUGGCCAAGAAACGCCGCAAAGAGAACGACAUCCUGGGUGUGGGAGCGAAGGAAAGUAAAGGUAUGGUGAUCAUUCCAAAGAACAAGGCGAAAUCCUAUGCCUAG
Molecule: messenger RNA, 825 nt
Organism: Symbiodinium necroappetens
Lineage: Eukaryota; Dinophyceae; Suessiales; Symbiodiniaceae
Source: the annotation of a GenBank genome assembly